UAUUGACCUCUCGCUGUUAAACCUCGAUUAACCAUUAUGAUAGGUUCCGUCCGAUUCCGUCCGGCAAUUCAGGUAUCGGUUUCAUAUUCAUUCAAGAGAAGAGAGCGUGGAUUGUGAGCCAGUCGAUCUGAAGAAAGGACUCAGUAACUGCUGUCUCUACACAGAUUGAAACGCAAAGUGGACCAAAAUGGCAAUCUUACACGCCUUACUGUUGGUCUUAUCAAUGGCCGUUUUACAGCCGACAAAAUCCGAAAUUAUUGUGCCAUUUUCUUCAGAAAUAUUUAUCCCAUUCGUUGAAAUUAAUAUAUUCUGUACGGUUAAAAACGAGCAUUUCAUUGGUUGGUUUAAAGAUGACAGUAACAUCAAAAUCCCCGUGGUGCCGAGGAGAGCGGACGCGAAAGGCAAACCUGCUGUUGUCAUAGAAACUCGUGUUGGCACUCUGAAAAAGACCUGUAUACUGAUAAUCCCAAGAGGAGUCGGUUUUAGAACUGCCACUGGGAGGUAUAUUUGUAAAGGGCAAAGAAAUCAAGAAAUAGUCGUUGUACAAUCGAGAUGUGAGUACACAGUCCUUUCAAAAAAACCGGUUGUCGCUGACCGGCCUAGCGACCACGCGAUUAGACCGAAAAGGAGUAUGGUUUCCGAAGUCUUUGUCCCAUUUACUGAAGCAACCCUCAAACCAAAAUUUGGUCUUUCAAUCGUCUGUUACAUCAGGAACGAGCAUUUCAUUGGCUGGUUCAAAGCUAACAGCAAGAUCAAGAUCCCUGUGGUGGCGAGCAAAGCGGACGUCAAGGACGAACCCGCUGUAGUCAUAGCAACUGUCAGUAACAAAACAACAGAAGCUUUGAUGAUAUUUCCCAGGGGUAGUCCGGUCUCUAAUGCAGGGAAGUAUGUUUGUACGGGUGGAAUACACCGAGCAGUGGUCAAAGUGAUUUCCAAGAUUAUAUAG
Molecule: messenger RNA, 946 nt
Organism: Actinia tenebrosa (Australian red waratah sea anemone)
Lineage: Eukaryota; Metazoa; Cnidaria; Anthozoa; Actiniaria; Actiniidae
Source: RefSeq, a predicted model, not a curated record